AGUAAGCAAUACAGAUUCCAAGACAGUGAUGACAUGUAACGUCUUGUAAUCACGGCACGUGGACGUAAAAGACCGAAAAGAACCAAUAUACCAAAACUCUACCGUGACGGUUUUAAUCUCUGUGUCUCAUUCUCAAAUCUUGAACAAAAAGUCUCAACGUAUAGAGAUAAACCAAUACGCAAUCUUUUUAGUAUAGAUAUAGAUAGAUUGAAAGAUAAAAGAGAUGUGGGAAAUAUCAAAGAUCCAAUAUUAGUGAAAUGGCGGUAAGCUCUGCGGUGGUGUAUUCGUGGCCGGCGCUGCUUGGAAGUUGCCGACAGGUGAGAUCAAAACGGUGGGGAGUAAAUUGUCAGUUGUCACAUGUAAAACCUGCUAAGUAUUCAUCUAAAAUAUCUACCGAUAUCGCUCUCAACGAGUCUCCUCAGGCGUCGUUCGAUGAGUAUUUGGAGGACAAAUCGAGGGUUUUUGCAGCAAUGUUUCCGGAUAAACCCAAAAACCAUAGGCUUAACGAGGAAGAAUGGAGAAUACAAAUGUUACCAAUAAAAUUUUUCUUCCUAACUGCUUGGCCAGUGGUGGUCAUGCGAAUUAGAUGCAAAUCCAACGGUCAGGAUUACCCAUCGGGCAUACCUCUAGACACAACCAAAGUUCUUGAGCUCAACAUGACGACAUGGGAGCUCAAAGGGCUGGACCGAGGAAUGGAACCAACUAAUUUCACUCUCGGAGUCAAAGGAGCAUUGUACCCAGACCGACGUGGAAGGCACACAAGGCUCAAAGGUCGACUAGAAACGAGCAUUAGUUUCGUGCUUCCUUCCGUUCUCGCUCUGGUUCCAGAAGAUGUUAGGAGAACCAUGGCCAACGCGAUUUUGACCGGUUUGGUGGAGAACAUGAAACAUAAGGUUAUUGAGAGCUUGGUCGCUGAUUAUAGCAAAUUCAAAUAUGAAAGGAAAAGACACAACUAGUGAUAGUAUUAUUAGUAUCAUUGUUUAACCAUGUAUAGUUCUAGGUUUCAAUGUAUGAGAACAAUGGAUGCAAGAUGUAGGACCCCGAUUGUUGGAAAUAAUUGAGGAUUUUACUCUCAUUGUUCAACAAUGUA
Camelina sativa (false flax) is the source of this 1090-nucleotide messenger RNA. RefSeq lists its product as uncharacterized. The record is from RefSeq and is a predicted model, not a curated record. NCBI's taxonomy places the organism in Eukaryota, Viridiplantae, Streptophyta, Magnoliopsida, Brassicales, Brassicaceae.